GUGGCGUUUACGUCUUUUCAACAAACUUCCACUGAACAAAGGCGAAAAUCCUGCAACAUGGGAAGGCAGUAAAGAAAUAUCGAACUAAAGAAGAACAAAGCUUCUUUUCUUUCAUGGCGUGCUAAAGAACAAAAAAAAAAAAAACCAUUCCCCAAAAAAAAAAAGAAAAAGGAAAUGGGUUUCAUGAUAGGGAGUUCUUGUUAUUUGCAAGCUCCCGUUUCCAAUUCUCAAGUACGGUUCCCAUCUUCUUUAUCCGUUUCCUUUAAUAUCAGAAAUGGAGAAACCAAGAGGAAGAGGUGGAAGACGAGAAAUUUCAGGCCUCCAAUGGCUUGCUUGACCCAUGAAGACCCAAACGAUGACGUUUCCGGCAAGAGGAGGGCUGUUCUUCUUGUGGGUAUUUCAAUCCUUCCUUUAUUGCAACUUAGAUCCCAAGCUCUUGAAGGCUCCACCUUAAGGAGAGAGAGGCCGAGAAAGAGUAAAAGUCUAGAAGAAGGAACUAGAGAGCUGCCGACGGAAGUUGCUACUGGUAAAAGCACUGAAGAAAGUGACGUAAACAAACCUGAGGAAAGCCAAAUUACUGUAUUUGAGCUGAAUAAACCAGAGGAAAGCCGAAAGCUGGAGGAAUCAUGGGGAGAUUCACGAUCUAACCCCUUUCUGUCCCUCCUAAAUGGUCUUGGAGUAUUUGGUGCCAGUGUGCUUGGUGCACUCUACGCUUUGGUUCAGAAGGAGAAGAACACAAACAAUGAAAUCCUGGAAUCAAUAAAAAUCGAAUUGCAAGAAAAGGAAGUUGCAAUUAUCAUGAUGGAGAAAGACUUUGAGUCAAAGCUAUUAAUAGAACGGGAAGAACGAACCAAGCAACUCAAAGAGGCAAAAGAAGAACAGCUGGCUUUAAUGGAUCAACUAAAUUCAGCUAAUAGUACAAUUACCGGCUUAGGACGUGAACUUAAUAAUGAGAAGAGGUUAAUUGAGAAGCUUAAAGUUCAAAUAGACAGUCUUCAGAAUAACCUUUCGGAAGUCGGGGAAGAGAAAAGGUCUCUCAAACAAGAGCUGAAGGAAAAGCUCAAUUCCGUUGAUGUCCUACGAGAAAAAGUUAACUUGCUUGGUUCAGAACUUAAUGAUAAGGAAGUUAGUAUUCAAAAGCUCAGUACUUUACUUGCAGGAAAAGAAUCCGAGUUCAAGAACUUGAUCACUACCUACAAACAAACCGAGGAAGAACUUGGCAAAGCACAUUUGGAGAUCAGCAGUCUGAAAGAAGAAUUGCAGAGAAAUCGAAGUGAACUCGAAUCCGAAAGUUCUUUAGUUGAUGAAUUAAAUGCAAGGGUGAGUUCUUUAGUGGUUGAAAGAGAUAAUUCUAUGCGGGAGUUCGUUUCUCUUCAGGAGGAGUACAAUGAUUUGAAACUGUUGUCUGAAAAUAAGGCAGUGGCUGAUGCUAAGCUUUUGGGGGAAAGAGAAAAUGAAAUCCGGCUGCUAAAGGAAAAACUCGAGCUUGCUCUGAACGAUGUGAGUGAAAAUAAAACAAUUGCUGCUGAUUUGAACAAGGAAAAGGAAAGCCUGGAGCGAGCACUGGAGAUGGAAUUGCACGGUGGAAAGAACCUGAAAGAAGAACUCCUACUUGUUGAGGAAACUCUUUCAAAGUCCCGGAGUGAAGUUUCUUAUCUGUCUGAACAACUGAAGCAAUCGAGAAUCCAUUGUAAAGAGCUUGAGUCUGAUGUUUCAAGGGUUACGACCAAGUUUUAUGAAACUAAAGAAAGACUGCAAGCCAACCUUGAUGAGGCAAAACAAAACAGUGUAGUUCUGGCCAGUGAACUCACAACUACAAAAGAGCUUCUGAAGAAAACCUUGGAAGAGCGGCAAACUUUUUCUCGUGAGUUGACUUCCAUGACCGAAAACCGGAAUACCCUUCAAAGGGAAUUGAUAGAUGCUUAUAAAAGAGUAGAAGCCAUAUCCAGUGAUUUGAAAGAAGAGAAAAAGCAUGUUUCUUCAUUAAACCAGGAAAGACAGGCUUUAGAGAAUCAGAUUGUGAAAGACAAGGAAGCAAGAAAAUCACUCGAAACCAACCUGGAAGAGGCUACCAACUCACUCGAUGAAGUGAACCAAAAAAUAUUGAAACUUUCCAGAGAUCUGGAAAUCGCUAAUGCUAAAAUAUCGAGUCUCGAGGAUGAGAAAAUGGUUCUCUAUAAAACACUUACCGAGCAGAAGAAUGCAUCGAAAGAAGCUCGAGAAAACAUGGAAGAUGCUCAUAGCAUUGUGAUGACACUGAACAGGGAAAGGGAGAGUCUCGAAAAGCGAGUGAAGAAACUCAAGGAAGAAUUGGCUUCUGCUAAGGGUGAAAUAUUAAGGUUAAGAAGUCGAAUAAAUUCAUCCAAAGCUCCCGUAAAUGAUCAGCCGCAACAGAAAGAUGAAACCGAAACAAAAGUCACUGUAAGUGCAAGGAAAAGCAGAAGGAAAAAGGGUAGCUCACAGUGAGGCCAAGAACUCAUCUUUAAGUAGUGGUAGUCUGUAUUGUACUCGUAUUGGUUUUGGCACGGAACGGAAUGACGGCUUCUUCCAACUUCGAUCCUGGGUUCUAAUAAUCUUCUGACAAAAAAAUUCACAAUACCAUUUUCUAUUAGUACUGUAUAAAUCCGAAACCGAGGGAAGCAAAUGCAAAUUAAGGGAAUUUACUUUUGCAUAUAAA
Gossypium arboreum is the source of this 2677-nucleotide messenger RNA. RefSeq names its product MAR-binding filament-like protein 1-1. Bases 175 to 2466 code for a protein of 763 amino acids. The transcript has 5 exons. Gene Ontology annotation, cellular component: condensed chromosome; condensin complex; chromatin. Lineage: Eukaryota; Viridiplantae; Streptophyta; Magnoliopsida; Malvales; Malvaceae. The record is from RefSeq and is a predicted model, not a curated record. Gene Ontology annotation, biological process: mitotic chromosome condensation. Gene Ontology annotation, molecular function: chromatin binding.